Messenger RNA from Cuscuta europaea, 842 nucleotides. Lineage: Eukaryota; Viridiplantae; Streptophyta; Magnoliopsida; Solanales; Convolvulaceae. The record is from the annotation of a GenBank genome assembly.
UACAAACCUCACCUAAACAGAUAUAGACCGAUCCCGUUCGAUGACCCACUCACUUCUCUCUCCCCUCUUCAAUCUCUCUCCCUGUGCAUAGAGAGAGAGAGAGAAUCUUAGAGAGAGGUUCGGCUGUUCGAGACUUCCGUUCUGCAAUGGCGUUCUUGUCUUUCCUCGGGAGAUUACUCUUCGUCUCCGUAUUCAUUCUCUCCGCGUACCAAGAGUUCAAUGAAUUUGGUGUUGAUGGUGGGCCAGCUGCAAAGGCAUUGAGACCCAAGUUCAACGUUUUCUCAAAACAUGUUGGAACACACACGGGCCUUCAUAUUCCUAAUAUUGAGAUGAAACAUCUUGUCAUGGUGGCUAUCAUUAUGAGAGGAGUCGGAAGCUUUCUAUUUGUAUUUGGCAGCUCUCUUGGAGCUUAUAUACUACUUUUUCAUCAGGCAAUCCUUACCCCAAUCAUGUAUGAUUUCUACAACUAUGAUGCUGACAAGAAAGAAUUUGCUCUACUUUUUGUUAAGUUUACACAGGCAGGGUUUGCAACUCUUUGGAGCAUUACUGUUUUUCAUUGGCAUGAAGAAUUCAAUGGCAAUAAGUCCUGCGAAGAAAGCUUUGAAGACAAAAAUUAAUUGAGUGUCUGUACUAGUUUCACUUUUGAUGCAUAUUUUUACAGACUUUAUUUUUGGUUGCAUUCUGGUGGUUUGCAUAUUGUUCUUUUUUAUAAUUAAUUGUUGUUCAUGUAGCGCUUUCACAUUGUCUUGAUGAAAUUGUAAGUUUUGCAGAAGUGGCAGUAAUAUAUGCUCAAAAUGGAUAUUGAAGAUCUUACUGCAACCAAUUGACUUUUACAAAAUCAC